AUGGCUGUGUUUUCGGUUCUACGGGUCGCUCUCCUGGUGCUCUCGUUGCACCUAGUACUGAUUAGCUCCCGGGUCAUCGUCAGAGACAACGGCGACAUACGUAUCAUCGCUGUGUCGGACACGCACGGCAGGGAGUUCCUGCCGGAUGAGAUUCCAAAGGGAGACAUCUUCAUUUUCGCCGGCGACGCCGUCCAGAUCGCUCAGGACGAUGCUCCCGCAAAAGAGACCCAAGAAGCGAUGGAACUGAGGAAGAAGAACCAUGCCCAAAAAGAGAUGGAACGAGCUCUCAAGGCCAUCAAGCACACGCAGCAGCUACCCCAUCCGAUCAAGAUCUUCGUGCCGGGCAACCAUGACAUUUUCGUGGACGAAGUCAUGAAUGACCUGUGGAAAAAGAACCUGGGCGACAAGAUAUGGAACAACAACGUAUUAGGGAAGCCGGAGGUCCGCAACCUAUUCGCCAACGGCUCCGAGUUCGACAAGCUUCGCAAGGAUAUCAGGGACGCGUACAAAACUCAGAGAGUUAAAGUUGAUGGGAAAGAUACGCAAUGGAUUCUUCUACUGCAUGAGACCGUGACGGUAGAGGUCAACGGCGAGAAGCUCAAGAUCUUCGGCACGCCAUUCAGCCAGGGGCGGAGAAUUCCCACCAGCGGUUUCACGUACAAGGAGGACGAUACCGCCCUCUGGGAGAAAAUCGAGAAGGGGACAGAUAUCGUGAUUAGCCACCAGUGCCCGAAGGACGACAUGACCCGACUCGAUACAAAUGAUGAAUAUGUUUUGGAUCGGGACAAUAUCGGCAAGGCGGGAGGACCAGCGCUUCUUACAGAGGCGAUCCUUGAGAACAAGGUGCAACUCGUCGUCUGUGGGCAUCUCCAUGCCCCCGGUUCACAUUACCACGUACUCAAAGGCGACUCGGACGUCAAAGACGAUGACAAGACGUAUAUGCUCAACACCGCUGUCAAGUACAAUACAGAGAACUGGGACGACGACGUAAAGCUCCAAGGUAUGGGGGGCGACCUCUGGACACCCAGGGCGCCUUCAGUCGUGGAAUACAACCUUAAGAAACACACCGUCAACCAAAUCACCACCGGUAUGAACGGGUUGCCCCCAUUCCCGUGGUGGACCGCCACCUUCCAGAAGCCCAAGGAAGAGAAGUUUAAGGGUGUAAAGGACAUAUCGAAUAAGCCAAUUCAUGAGUGGGUGGAUGCAGACUGGUUCGAUGCCACGUUCAAAUUGUGGAAGCAGAAGCAGCCAACGGACCAAAAGGUCAGGGAGGAGGACAUCAAGAACUUCCUUGCCAGGGCCAAGAAGGAAAGAGACACCAGGGCAGAAGCGAUUGAGAAGGCGUAUGGUGAUGGAUGGGGGCCCUCUUACUUUGAGCCUUCUUGA
Molecule: messenger RNA, 1386 nt
Organism: Anthostomella pinea
Lineage: Eukaryota; Fungi; Ascomycota; Sordariomycetes; Xylariales; Xylariaceae
Source: the annotation of a GenBank genome assembly